Molecule: messenger RNA, 3067 nt
Organism: Cryptomeria japonica (Japanese cedar)
Lineage: Eukaryota; Viridiplantae; Streptophyta; Pinopsida; Cupressales; Cupressaceae
Product: beta-galactosidase 8
Exons: 19
Coding region: 80-2608 (842 amino acids)
Biological process (GO): carbohydrate metabolic process
Cellular component (GO): vacuole; cell wall
Molecular function (GO): beta-galactosidase activity; carbohydrate binding
Source: RefSeq, a predicted model, not a curated record
UUUUUUUCCAAACAACAACGUUCUUGUACAUUCAAAAUGAUCAAUUCAAAAACAGAGGAAUACAGGGAAGUCAUCGUUCAUGUCUAUGGCCUCCAUGAAGAAACUCUUGGGUGUUGUGCUUUUUGCACUUCUCUGCAAUUUUUUUAUCAAACAAUGUGAGGGUGGCAAUGUGAGUUAUGAUCAUAGAACUCUAGUUAUCAAUGGACAACGAAGAAUUCUCAUCUCAGGCAGCAUCCACUACCCACGAAGUACUCCUGAGAUGUGGCCAGACCUUAUUCAAAAGUCUAAGGAUGGCGGGUUGGAUGUCAUUGAAACCUAUGUGUUUUGGGACAAUCAUGAACCUGUACAAGGCCAGUAUUAUUUUGAAGAAAGGUUUGAUUUGGUGAGAUUUGUAAAAACAGUGCAGCAGGCUGGCCUUUUCGUGCAUUUGCGGAUUGGCCCUUAUGCAUGUGCAGAGUGGAAUUAUGGGGGAUUCCCUAUCUGGUUGCACUUCAUUCCAGGAAUUGAGCUUCGAACAGAUAAUAACCCUUUCAAGAAAGAGAUGCAAAGAUUUACCACAAAGAUCGUGGAUAUGAUGAAGGAAGAGCAACUUUUUGCAUCCCAAGGUGGACCUAUCAUCUUGUGUCAGAUUGAGAAUGAGUAUGAACUUGUUGAAGACUAUUAUGGGGAACCUGGCCAUUCAUAUGUCAAAUGGGCAGCAUCUAUGGCUGUUGGGCUCAAUACAGGUGUUCCUUGGGUAAUGUGCAGACAAGGAGACGCUCCUGAUCCAAUUAUAAACACUUGCAAUGGUUUUUAUUGUGAUGGCUUUGUUCCCAAUUCUAUUUACAAACCUGCACUUUGGACAGAAAACUAUGUUGGCUGGUUUCAAUCAUUUGGUGGUAGAGUGCCAUAUAGGCCUGUAGAAGACCUGGCAUUUAGUGUUGCACGCUUCUUUGAGACAGGCGGUGCAUUGCAAAAUUAUUAUAUGUAUCAUGGAGGAACCAACUUUGGUCGCACAGCAGGAGGUCCUUUUGUUGCUACAAGUUAUGAUUAUGAUGCCCCAAUUGAUGAAUAUGGAAUUGUGAGGGAACCAAAAUGGAGCCAUCUAAAAGAGCUACACAAGGCAAUUAAACUUUGUGAAACAGCUUUAGUCAAUUCGGACCCUGUUCACCUUGAUCUUGGACCUCAGUUAGAGGCACACAUGUACUAUAUGGAAUCAGGAACAUGUGCAGCGUUUCUUGCUAAUAUCAAUGAUACUUCUGAUUUCAAUGUGACAUUUAACGGCAAUACAUACAGCUUGCCUGCAUGGUCCGUGAGCAUCCUUCCUGAUUGCAAUAAUGUGAUCUUCAACACAGCAAAGAUUGCCACACAAUCCACUCUUGUACAAUCAAAGCUUAUUAAUAAAGUGUACGAGACAAUAGGGACAAACUGGAAGUGGUAUAAUGAGGCUAUAGGAAUAUGGGGGAAUAAUUCACUCACAAAUACUGGCCUAUUGGAGCAAAUAUUUACAACUGAAGACUCGAGUGAUUAUUUAUGGUACACAAUCAGUGUUGAAAUUACUGACAAUGAACCCCUGCCAAUUCUACAUGUAGAGUCAUUGGGACAUGCAUUGCAUGUUUUUGUCAAUAAAAAAUUUGCAGGAACUGGAUCUGGUUAUGAUGAGUAUUCAAACAUUACUUUGGAAAAGUCAAUAAUUCUAAAUCCAGGAAAGAAUACAUUGGAUCUAUUAAGCAUAACUGUUGGCCUAGAGAACUUUGGUGGAUUCUACGAUGCAAUAGGUGCCGGAAUUACAGGCCCAAUUACUUUAAAGGGCUUGAAAAAUGGUACACAAGAUCUUUCAAUGCAAGAAUGGACAUAUCAGAUUGGAUUAGAAGGUGAGCAACUUGGCUUGUAUCUCAGAAAUGACAUAAAAAAUACAAAUUGGAAUUCAGGACCAAAUCCACCAAAAAAUCAGAGUAUGAUAUGGUACAAGACUGAAUUUGAAGCUCCAGAUGGAAAUAAUCCAGUGGCUUUGGACCUUGUUAGCAUGGGCAAGGGUCAUGCCUGGGUAAAUGGACAUAGUAUUGGACGUUAUUGGCCUGCCUUCCUUUCUCCAGAAAAUGGUUGCAAUACUACAUGUGACUACAGAGGAAGUUAUGAUCAAUACAAAUGUGUGAAAAAUUGUGGCCAGCCUUCUCAAAAGCUAUAUCAUGUUCCUCGCUCAUGGAUUCAGCCCACUGGAAAUGUAUUGGUGUUAUUGGAGGAAAUUGGUGGUGACCCAACUAAAAUAACAUUUCUUACUAGGUCUGUAGAGUCUCUUUGUGCACGAGUAUCAGAAUCAUUUCCUUCACCGAUUGAUUCAUGGGAAAUGAUCAUGAAGGAUGGAUUGAGUUCAAAUAAACCAGAACUUAGUCUUCACUGUCCAGAAGGUCAGCUUAUCUCAUCCAUAAAGUUUGCCAGCUUUGGAACUCCACAAGGACAGUGUGGAAACUUCGAACAUGGCGAGUGCAAUGCGAUAGACACACGAUCCAUCAUUGAAGAGAUAUGUAUUGGAAGGAGAAGUUGCUCAGUUCCAGUUUCAGUAAAAAGACUGGGAGAUCCUUGUCCUGGCAUGGAUAAAACUCUUGCAGUGCAAGCCAUCUGCAACUAAUUUGAAGCGGCCUUUACAUCAUCAGUGAUAUACUUUGUAGGCAAUAUUCAACAAAACCUACGUAGUGCAUAAUGAGAUAGAAACAGUUGAAGUACACCUAUAAAUUAGGUGGUGAGAUUUCUUGCCAAUUCAUCAAGGAAGACUCAAAGUUAAAAUGUUUUAAUUACCAAGGAAUACAAAUUCCUUUUUUCUCCUACUUUGCAUCGAAUGUCUUGCGUUUAUCGUCAGGAUCAUGGGUUACUGGGUAUUAUCCAGAACUGUCGAUUAUCUUGUUUCUGAAAACAGUUGUUAAGAGGCUGCCCAAAUAUUAAAGGUUAUUCCUUGCUAAGAGAUUUAGUAUAUAUUUGUAAUGAAAUGAAUACCACUGCAUUUAUGUGCUAGAGUAAUUAACACAUGUAACCUAGAUAUUUAGAAACUAAAUGAGAUGGAUAGAGGUAUUUGGCUUUAGAAUCAAUAAUG